Molecule: messenger RNA, 930 nt
Organism: Penicillium canescens
Lineage: Eukaryota; Fungi; Ascomycota; Eurotiomycetes; Eurotiales; Aspergillaceae
Exons: 2
Coding region: 1-930 (309 amino acids)
Source: RefSeq, a predicted model, not a curated record
AUGCGUUCUUCUGACCAGACCCAUGCGAAGAACAUCUUCGACUUCUUCCUGAGCGACAAGCGCAGUCGAGCUGGAGCGAGGGCUGGACUCAAUGCUACUCUCGUUCACAGAGCAUCACUUGGGUCGCCCCUGAACGGCCAUGUCAACUGGGACUGGCCAUUCCCUACUCCCAUCGUUCCUGCUGCCAGAAAUCGGGACCCCGUUAUUUCCCGACCUACCGAUGGCUUCGAGCUCAGCUCCUCCAUGUCUCCCACUUCUGACACCUCUUUUAUCGGUCCCACUGUCCUUCCAAGCCACUUCUGCGAGAAUAUCCCAUAUCUUUGCGACCCACUCGCCGCACAGGAGUUUUACAACACCACCUUCGACCCUGAGCUCAUUGCGCUCCUGAACGACACGGACGCCGCCGUGACUGCUGUCCUCGCUGCACUGGACACAGACAGCUCCUCUACAACUGCUGGUCUUACUUUCGCUGAGGCAUCCAUUCCAAUCACAAGCACAAGCCUGGGGCCCUCUUCCACCUGCUUGGUCGGAGUCACCGACUCAAUUCCAGCUUCUGAUCUUCCGAUCGUCGAUCUGAUCACCCCAACUCGAGAAAUAGCCCAUGAUUCAGUCCCAAUGACGCGCAUAACCCGAGACACUGCACCUACCUCCUCCUUCCAAGCCAUCAAUCCGUCUAUGAUCAUAACCGCACCCUACUCUCUCGACUCAAUUGAUCUAACUGACAGCCCGCCCAACCUGCCUGCUCAGAUCGGCGACGUCUCUCAGGUGGGUGAGGCAAAGAGAGCAAUUCUCGUACCGAAUGCGAAAUCGCAUGCUUCGGUUGCCAUGCAAGCCUCGAGCGAAGACCCCAAAGCGAUAUCCCACCCCGACGAGCUCCUCGCCUCGAGUGCUUCGCAGGAUCGCACCUACUCCUCCAGCAUCGGUCAAUGA